AGUUGGCGAAUAGGAACCAGUAGUUGAACAGCUCAGAUUGAAGAUGAUUCGCAAAUGUGUUUUGGUGGCUGUUGUCGGGAUUUUGGGAUGCAACUCGGUGUCGGCCUUCAGUCCUUGUACUCCGAUGAAGUUGGCUGGCAAUUCCGUCCCCAAGAUCGCUCGGUGUGCUAGGCCCUCUUCCUUGACGUUGAAGGCGAAAGAGAACUCUAAGAUGGAAAAGUUUGUCCAGAGCUCGAAGACCCUUGCUCUCAGUUUGGCUCUCGCGUUCGGAGUGGCUUGUCCUCGCAAGUCGAAUGCUCAGUAUGCAAUCAGUGCAGAUGGAACCUUCUAUGAGCAGGUUGCUACCAAGGAAUCCCCUGACUUUAUUCGCGGUGGAUUCUCCGCUGCAGCUGCUAUAACAACCUUCGGAUCCAUCACUGCUUAUGUGCUAAAGAAGGAGAAGCAGGAACUUGAUGAGUAUGCGGAGCAGUACGAGCAGGAAUUGGGCAGGUUGGAGAAUUUCAAGCAGGAGUUUCUUGAUGGUGUUCCCUCGGACAACUCGCUCAUGGCUUCAUUGAACAAGGCGAUCAGAGGAGAGACCAACAAAGAAGAAGAAGAGGACGAGUUUGAGAAGAACGUUAGGCUGUUCAUGGAGGAGGAGCAGAAGAAGGAGGAAGAUAAGAAGAACAAUGGUGCAGGAUAUGCCAAGCAGGGUGGGGCGACUCUGCUUGAGAGACCUUCCGAUCCCAAUGGCAACGAGAGCGAGGAGUGGAUGAAGGACGUUGUGUUUGAGGACAAACCCGCUGCGAUCGAUGAGGAACAAUUGAAGGCUCUACAGCGCAUGUUUGGGGGAAGCGAUAGCAGCAAGUGAAAUGUUUGCACGUUGGUUCCAUGCUGAUGUAUAAAUAGUAAAUAGAUUUAGUUCCUUGCUUGCUUUUAAUUGUCGAAUAAAUACAAACGCUUUG
Messenger RNA from Guillardia theta CCMP2712, 944 nucleotides. RefSeq lists its product as hypothetical. The transcript is spliced from 2 exons. The record is from RefSeq and is a predicted model, not a curated record. Lineage: Eukaryota; Cryptophyceae; Pyrenomonadales; Geminigeraceae. The coding region runs from base 44 to 850 and encodes 268 amino acids.